AUGAUCUUAUCAGCCGACUGCAUCCUCACCAGCCUUGCUAUCUCUAGAAUCAGUCAACUUUGGAUAAUACUACUUGAUUCAUUUUUAAUAGCAUUAUGGCCACAUCUAUAUGUCUUCAACAAACUAGUAAAAUUUAUUGGUAUUUUGGGGGCACUGACCAAUCACUUAGUUACCUGGCUUGCUGCCUGUCUUAGUGUUUUCUACUUCUUUAAAAUAGUCAAUUUUUGCCACCCCUGCUUCAUCUGGCUGAGAUGGAGAAUUAGCAGAGUGCUACUUAUACUCCCACUGGGGUCUUUGUUCCUACUGGUUUUCAACCUUGCAUUAACAGGUGGACUUAGUGACUUGUGGAUUAACAGCUACACAACUUAUGAAAGAAACUCAAGUUGGUCUUUAGAUGUAAGGAAAAUUCUAUAUUGUAAUGUCUGGAUUCUUGCCAGUUUGAUCUACUUAAUUUCCUUUCUUCUGUCCCUGAUCUCACUGCUCCUUUUAAUUCUGUCCUUGAUAAAACGUAUCAGGAGUUUGCAGCUCAACACCAUGGGUCCAAGGAAUCUCAGAAUGAAGGCCCAUAAGAGGGCCGUGAAAAUGAAAAUGAAAAUGAAAAUGAAAAUGAAAAUGAAAAUGAAAAUGAUGGUGUCUUUCCUCCUCUUCUUUUUGGUUCACUUUGCUUCUCUCCUACUAACAGGUUGGAUUUUCCUUGUACAGCAGAAAUAG
Messenger RNA from Mandrillus leucophaeus (drill), 711 nucleotides. Its product is annotated as putative taste receptor type 2 member 12. Gene Ontology annotation, biological process: G protein-coupled receptor signaling pathway; detection of chemical stimulus involved in sensory perception of bitter taste; sensory perception of taste. NCBI's taxonomy places the organism in Eukaryota, Metazoa, Chordata, Mammalia, Primates, Cercopithecidae. Gene Ontology annotation, cellular component: membrane. The record is from RefSeq and is a predicted model, not a curated record. Bases 1 to 711 code for a protein of 236 amino acids. The transcript has a single exon. Gene Ontology annotation, molecular function: G protein-coupled receptor activity.